Gasterosteus aculeatus aculeatus (three-spined stickleback) is the source of this 4142-nucleotide messenger RNA. RefSeq names its product RAB11 family interacting protein 4 (class II) a (gene rab11fip4a). Gene Ontology annotation, molecular function: calcium ion binding. Gene Ontology annotation, biological process: endocytic recycling; regulation of cytokinesis. Gene Ontology annotation, cellular component: cleavage furrow; recycling endosome membrane; midbody. Lineage: Eukaryota; Metazoa; Chordata; Actinopteri; Perciformes; Gasterosteidae. The record is from RefSeq and is a predicted model, not a curated record.
AUCGAAUCAGCGACGCUGCUCGUGUCACAGCAGCAGCAGCAGCAGCAUCGAAGACGGCGCGAAUGAUGAUGGCGACCGCCAAAGCUAUUCUUUAACAGGCAAAACCAAAAACAUCCACCCUCUGCCGACCAUGGAAGGACACAACGUUCCCGACCAGGAGCAACUCCUGCAGUUUCUGAGGAGGCUCAAGGAGGUUUUCGACGUGUGCGACGAGGAUGCUGACGGCUUCAUCCGGGUGGAGCACUUGAUGGACCUCGGUCUUCAGUUCGGCCAAGGAGACGAGGUGAAGAAGUUGACCAGGUACCUGGAUCCUAACGCUCACGGGAAGAUCAACUUCAAGGACUUUUGCCACGGAGUGUUCGCCAUCAAAGGUUGUGAGGAGAUCCUAAAGAUGGCUGUGGGUCCUCGCAACCAGUCUAACCAGUCUAACCAGUCUGUGACUGACAAUGGAUACAUUUACCAGAACGGCGCGGCCAAGCUGGGCCCUCCCAUCAUCAUGUGCACGCGCUCUUACCCAGAGUGCGGCGCGUACGGCGAGGGCGCCACCGACGGGGAGUGCGACAUGGACAGCAGCGCCGAAAACGGCAACAGCUCUGACUCCUUGCGUCCGCGCCGGCGAGACGGCCGCCCGAUUGGCUCGGCGUCUGCGUCCGUCAUCUCCGGGGAGGAGCAGUUUGAGGACUACGGCGAGGGGGAGGACGUGGACUUUACUCCCAGCAGUCCUUGCCCCGAAGACGACACUCGAACCAGCGGCUUCUCGGACCUGGGGUCCUCCCUGCCCUCCAGCGCUGGACAGACGCCGCAGAAGAUGCGGCAGCUGUACAACAGCGAUCUGCUGGACAUCUACUGCUCCCAGUGCUGCAAGAAGGUGAACCUGCUCAACGACCUGGAGGCUCGCCUUCGAAACCUCAAGGCCAACAGCCCCAACAGAAAGAUCACCAGCACAGCAUUUGGACGGCAGCUGUUCCAGGCCAACCACAGCGUGUUCGGGUCCAGCCAGGGCAGCAGCACCGAGGAUCUGUACACCGACAGCAUCGACUCGUGCGACCUCGACAUCACAGAGAAAGUCAGUUAUCUGGAGAAGAAGGUGACGGAGCUGGAGAGCGAGAGUCUGGCGAACGGGGAUCUGAAGUCCAAACUGAAACAAGAGAACACUCAGCUUGUGCACAGGGUGCACGAGCUGGAGGAGCAGGUGAAGGACGCCGAGGCGAGGGCGGACCAGAGUCUGGAGGAGGAGACCAAGAGGCACCGGGAGGCUUUCAACAAGAUGGACAGGGAGCGAAACAUGGAGAUCGAUCUGCUCUGUAACAGAGUACAGCUGUUGGAAGAAGAGAAUGGAGAAAUGAAGUUGAGUGUGUGCAGACUCAAGUCGCAGACGGAGAAACUAGACCAGGAGAAGCAGAGGAUGACGGACAAGCUGGAGGACACCGGUCUGAGGCUCAAAGACGAGAUGGACCUCUACCGGAAGAUCAUGGACAAGCUCUGGCAAAACCGCCACGAGUUUCAGAAGGAAAAAGAGGCCAUGCAGGAGUUGAUUGAGGAUCUCCGGCGGGAGCUGGAGUAUCUGCAGCUGUUUAAGCUGGAGAUGGAGCAUCCAGGACAGGGCAAGGGGCUCGCUGACUUGAACGCCAGGACCAGAGAGAUUGAAAUGGAACACGAAGUCAAGAGACUGAAACAGGAGAACCACAAGCUGCGGGAUCAGAACGACGACCUGAACGCUCAAAUCCUCAGUCUGAGCUUGUACGAGGCCAAGAACCUGUUUGCGUGUCACACCAAGGCCCAGUGCCUGGCAGCGGAGAUCGACAACGCCUCCCGGGACGAGCUGGUCGACGCUCUGAAGGAGCAGGAGGAGAUCAACUUGCGUUUAAGGCAGUACAUGGACAAAAUAAUACUGGCCAUCCUCGACCACAACCCCUCCAUCCUGGAGAUCAAGAGUUAAACACCACACACACACAGUCACGUUCGCUUGGGUUUCUGAUAUAUUAGCUUGUACCUUUCGAAGUUAUAAUCCUUUUAUGAUUUUAGCCAAAGACACUCAUGCCCAUUCGAUACAGCGCGACUGCCCUGUGAGUACACGCUGCACAAUGGUAGCGAUCAGGCAGCAGUGGUACCUGCAGAUUAGCAGUAACGCCGUAUUACACGCCGUGUAUUUCCCCGUCAAUCUAUCGCUCGCGUGAGGACAAUUUGAAUCUAGAGAGAGAAUUGCGCACGGCAACAAUAAGACAGACGAUGGAGAGAUAAAUGCUGAAUGUAAAUAAAUGAAAUGGCUAUUGGUGGGAAAUAUCAACUACGAAGAGUAUCAAAAACAAGUCUGAGGGAUUAUAACUUUGAACUAGAGCCCAGAUUCUGAAUGUUCUCACUGCUUAUAACUGACCACACACAUUAUAUAUAUCUCCACACCACCACAGGAACAGCAGGCGGUCUUCAUGUCCUCUAGAACCCAACGCUUAUUUAUGAUGCAGUCGCUGGAUCACUGUAGAACUGCUGUGCCGUGCAAAGUCUGUCCGCCAACGUUUUAUAGUUCUAUAUUUGAAACUACUUCAAUGUGGAGACUUUAAAAUAUUUAUUAACACGCAAACCCCUGUUUUGGUGUUUAAUUUGUUUGUUGCAGAGACUGUAUGAACGUUUAUGGCUGGGCCAGGUUUAAGGAGUGAGGAUGUAAAGGGGCAUUCCGGGGUUCUGCAUGUGUGCCAAAGCAGUCUGUAAAGUUUUGAAAUCAGAAGGCGUUUCUUACCAUAUUUCAGCCAUCAUUUCAGGCGGUGUGAAUAUCAACUGGUGAAGACUUGAAAUGAGCUAAUUAGACUUUGACCGCUUGGUAAACAUUUAGGGAAUUGGCGCCUAUUUGCUUUCUUAAAGAUUCUGAAAUACACCUGCAAGUCUGUCAUUAACAGGUUGUGUGUUGUUUGUUUAGUCUGUACACAAAAAUAAAUGUAAAACAAUAAGUUGUAUUUUUAGAGGGAGUUAUGUUUUGCUUAUGUUGAAAAAAAAAUCAAAUAAAAGCUGUGUAAAUUUAGUCACAAUGAAGAAGCAUUUGUGUGAAGGCAGUAACCACAACAUGCAUGAACGGACGCUUCUUCUAGAGGUGCUGUAAUCUUUAUCAAAUUGAUUCACCGGUAACUCGCUGAGCCUUUUGCGGGACUGUUCAGUGCUCUUUCUGAAGACCAAUCUGAAUAUUUCCCAGUUUUCAUGGACUGAAAUGGUUGACUGGUGUCGUGCAGAAAAAAGACUUCUUGCUAAUUCGUAACAAGUAGUAUUAUGAUAUGCAAAUAUGACUCCAUUUAGCAUCAACAGAACUUGUUUAUAAAAAAAAAUAAACUCACAGGCCACCUUUCGUAAACUGUCUGCCUACUGCAACCACUUUAAUCCCUGCUGUAUUCAUUAGGGUUAUUUCACACCGGUAAUAGAAAUACUGUACUAAUACUGUGUACUUUGCAGUGUUCUCCAGAGAAAAGAAAAGCAUCGGCGACCUACUGAUUUAAAAGGGGAAUCUCCUUCUGCCUUCAGUGGGAAUUAGUAAAACCACUUUGUUCUAUGCUGUAAAUUAGACUCACUCUUAAUAAUGUCACCUAAAUGUAUAACUUAAAUCUCAUUCCACGCAUUGGUGGUACAGCACAGUGUGACCUGGAGCUGUGUACUGAGCACUUCAUGUAGUUUUGCUCCAUCGCACAAAUUGUUAAAAUAGGUAUUUUUGUCGUACUUUGUUUGCUUGUCCUUUCACAGGUUUGUGUGCGUUUCCAUACGAGGUAUGAAAAUAGUUAUUUAAGUGGUCCAACUACUAUUAUGUCCAUUGUUUACCUUUUAUGAUUGUCUUUUUGUAUAUUGCCAUUUUGACUUAAGACCCAGUAUUUGUGUUUCAUACAUUGUAAAUGCUGUACAGAAUGUACUAUUUACGUGCAAGUCAUUUCGCUUAUUGAGACACAAGUGUUGUAGAUUAUAUUAUGAAGUCAAUUAGAUAUAGAACACUUGGGUGUCACAGCCAAAGUAUUUAACUGGAAUAACAUCGGACAUGAUGAAAUAAAUAAAUAGUUUGUCACAUCUUACUUGUGUUGACUUUGACCUCAUUGACUUGUGUAUGGCACUAUGGGGAACCACGCUGUAGAAAGUAGAUGUGUAAAUAAAAUCCAUUGGCUUUGGCAUGAUCA